AGAAAGGUUGUAUUUUUAUUCAUAGAUGUUGACAAGAAGUGUGUAACCUAAAUAGAAAGAACUUUUUGCAUUUAAUGAUCUAUACCUAGGCUAUAGGCUAUUGCUUGAAAGAACUUCUGCUGAGGAAAUAUAGGAUGCUUCGAAAUCAAACAAUUAAUAACAAGGAUUUAGCAGUAAAAGAUUUAGAUCAUAAAGCUUGGAGAACAAUUAAAUUACCUAUUUUAGAAAAAAGUAUUUUGAAGUAUCUGCGAAGCCAUUGCAUUGUUGAUAAUGUGAAAUCAUUGCAUUGGUGAUAAUAAUAAUAGAAUGUCUAAUAGAAUGCAAAUAGAAUUUACAGAAAAAAGAUGUGCAUGUGUUUUAAUGGAUAGUAUAAUUGAAUGUAUGUAUAAUUAGAAGCUUUAUGCAAUUGUGAUACAUUAUAUAGAAGUUUAAUAGCAUCAACCCAAGAUAUUAUGAAGUUAUUUGAUUGCACUAAAUACCAGGUCGAUACUGCUAGAAGGUGGAAAUCUUCAAGUGCUUCAUUGUUAUUACCAAUGCAUCAGGUCCACAAACGACUUAAGCUUGAUAAUAAUAAGUGUGAACACUUCCUUGAAUUCAUCUUCAAUAGUGGCUUGUUGCAAGAUGUAGCAUAUGGUGUAUCACAUAUCAAGUUUGAUAGUGGGAUUGUUCAAAAAGUUGCCAAUGCAGUUUUGACAACAAAGUAUAGCCAUGCUGUUACUUUGUAUCUAAUGCACUGCAAAACUAUUGGAUACCAUAGCUUGUCAGAAAGUUCGUUAUGGAGAAUACUAAAAGCAGUUAAACCUUCUAAAAAAAAAGUUUAGGUAAGUU
Hydractinia symbiolongicarpus is the source of this 828-nucleotide messenger RNA. RefSeq lists its product as uncharacterized. The coding region runs from base 453 to 821 and encodes 122 amino acids. NCBI's taxonomy places the organism in Eukaryota, Metazoa, Cnidaria, Hydrozoa, Anthoathecata, Hydractiniidae. The transcript has a single exon. The record is from RefSeq and is a predicted model, not a curated record.